AUGUUCCAGCACUCGCCCGAGCCUCUCCCUCUCCCCCAUGACGACCACCUCUUCAUGUCCAAGCUCUCCACACCGGGCCCUCUCUACUUCCAGCAGCGCACUCAGGUCAUCCAGCUCACCGAGGUCCCCGCACCCCCGCGAGCACAGCACCCAUUCACCCUCUCCGCUAGCUCACUCGCCUCUUCGUCUUACACCUCUUCGUCUGACGAGUCCGCCGAGGAGGAUUCUGACUGCUCCUCGUACUGUUCGUCGGCCCCGGAGGAGACCCCGGAGCCGCGCUCGCCCGAUGAUACGUAUAAAACACGUCUCCAUCGCAUCCUUGUGUGGCGAGAAAAACUCGCCGUGUCCACGGGCACGCCACUCGCCCCCCCGCCCACCCUUCCCACCUCGGCCACACUGAAACGGAAGACCCUUGAUGAUGACUCGGAGUCAGACGACGAUGCUGUGAGUGUCCCUCCGCCGACGCUCUCGCCCCGGCUGUCGUUUCUCACAAUUCAUUACGUAGGCGUCUCAUUCCUCAAAGCGGUCGCGGUCGAGCUCGAGCCCAAGUGUCUAUCGAUCACAGACACCCCUGACGGAUAG
Messenger RNA from Fibroporia radiculosa, 582 nucleotides. RefSeq lists its product as uncharacterized. The coding region runs from base 1 to 582 and encodes 193 amino acids. Lineage: Eukaryota; Fungi; Basidiomycota; Agaricomycetes; Polyporales; Fibroporiaceae. The record is from RefSeq and is a predicted model, not a curated record. The transcript has 2 exons.